GGAAGUGCCGCCUAAACUAUCGUCGUCGCUGUUUUCAAAACAUGUCCAAACAUACAGGCAAACUGUUUGGUAAACCGAGUGAUUUACAUUAAUUUGAGUCUUUCCUGUUCAGGGGAAAAGGUUCCACUCUCCAGGAUGGAGAAUGAAGUCAAAUUCACUAAUACAGAGGGCUUCCUCUCAAGGAUGGCCCUCAAUGAUAACAAGGCUGGUAUGGAAGGUCUUGACAGGGAGAAGAUCAACAAGAUUAUCAUGGAGUCAUCCAAGGGAUCCAGGUUUUAUGAGAAUGAGCUAAAGAGAGAGCAGCAGGUGAACCAGCGCAUUGAGAAAAUGAUGCUACAAAAGGCCCAGAUAACAGAACAUCAGUUGAAUAAAGCGCAAGCUCAGGUAGAGAGGAUGGCUGCAGAGCUGGAGAAGGGUCGUGAUCUGAGCCGUUUGAUUGUACAUGUGGACAUGGAUGCUUUCUAUGCAGCUGUGGAGAUGAGAGACUGUCCCGAGCUGAAGGACAAGCCAAUGGCUGUAGGAUCCAUGAGCAUGCUGUCAACGUCUAACUACCAUGCUAGGAAGUAUGGUGUCCGAGCCGCCAUGCCUGGCUUCAUUGCGAAGAAACUCUGCCCCAACUUAGUUAUUGUUCCAACCAACUUUGAUAAGUACAGAGCUGUGAGUGGUGAGAUCAGGGAGAUUUUUGCAGACUAUGACCCUCACUUCCAGCCAAUGAGCCUGGAUGAAGCCUAUCUGGAUUUUACAGACCACCUGGAACAGAGGCAGAGCUGGCCAGAGUCUUCACGUACACAUAACUAUCAUGCCAACAACUCAGCAUCAGGUAAGAAGGAAACACUGGAGCCGAAAGAUUUCUCUCCAGUCCUCUUUGAGGACAGCCCCAGCUCCUCGCCAGACUCUGAAGGUGUCAACAACUGCGUUGUGUUCGGGAAGUCUGUUGAGGAGGCUGUGAGAGAGAUGCGCUUUCGCAUUGAGCAGAAGACCAUGCUGACAGCCAGUGCAGGAAUUGCUCCAAACACAAUGCUUGCCAAGGUGUGCAGUGACAAGAACAAGCCCAACGGCCAAUACAGACUCCCCCCUACUAGAGAGGCGGUCAUGGACUUCAUCCAGAAUCUUCCAGUUCGCAAAGUUUGUGGCAUAGGGAAGGUGAGCGAGAAGAUGCUGAGUGCUCUCGGCGUCAGUAGCUGUUCUGAUCUUAGCCAGCAGAUGGGGCUAUUGUCGUUGAUGUUCUCGGAGACAGCCUGGCAUCAUUUCAUGCAGGUUUCCCUGGGACUUGGCUCCACAUACAUACCUAGGCACGAAGAAAGGAAAAGCAUGAGCACAGAAAGGACGUUUAAAGAACUGAAUACAGCUGAGAAGCAGUUGACUUUAUGCAGGGAGCUCUGUGAAGACUUAGCAGCAGACAUGAAGAAAGAAAAUCUCAAGGGUAAAACAGUAACACUGAAGCUUAAGAACGUGAACUUUGAGGUGAAAAGCAGGGCGCUGACGGUGUCGUAUGCUGUUGCCUCAGUGGAUGAGAUCUUUGCUGUCGCUAAGGACCUGCUGCAAACGGAAAUAGACAAUGAAAGCCCCCAGCCACUCAGACUGAGGCUCAUGGGCGUGAGGAUCUCUGCCUUUGUCAGUUCAGAUGAUAAAAAGCCGCUGCAGAAGAGCAUCCUUGGCUUCCUUCAGCCAGGCAAUGCAGACUCAGGCUCUACCCAAGGAAUUAAUCAAAAGCUUGAGAAAGAGAAUCCCUCAGAUCACUCCCUCUUUACCCCACUCCCAGCUUGUCCUCCCUUAAAGCAGAAUUUCCAGAGACAAGAAGACAUUUCUGUGUGGAACAAGCAGAGGGGGUUAGAGGAAAGCCAAGCGAGUGAUGAGCCGAAAAAGUCUUUCUUCCAAAGAGCUCACGCUGAAAGACUGAAAAUCCAGGCAGCGAGUGCAAACACACAGGGGGAAGGACAGGAAGAGAAUGCUGCUGAUAUCACUUCCACAGGACCUCCUGCUCAUAAGCUUGAAGAGUCACCAACAAAGGCACAUGAGAGAAGCUCUACAGCCUCAGAUCCCUCAGAAAAUGAUCACGCUUCUCCAGUAGAAGCCCAUGCAUCCACUUCAGGCUGUGGUGGCAAAGCGUCAGAGAGUCUCACCUGUCCUGUGUGUUUCAAGCGGGUAGAGACUACUGAUUUGAAUGUCUUUAACACACAUAUUGACAAGUGUCUCUACGAUUCCUCUGGUAAGCCGAACCCAUGCACAAUUUCUGACUCUGAUUCAGAUAUGGACUCUCAGAGGAAUCCCAAAGAAUGUGAAGUAGACGACAAAUCAAGCGGGGAGUGUGUGAUUGUGGAAGUGUUGGCGUCAAACAGAGAUGCUCCUCGGGGUGAACAACACCGCAUAACAACCGAUUCUAAUCAAACAGCUUUGUUGAUCGAUAGUGAAAACAAAACAGUGACCUCGCAACAGUCUCUGUCAUGUAAUGAUAAAGGACCCGUACUCAUCUGCCCAGUAUGUCAUCUUACCCAGGACAGUGAUGACCUCAUUAUCUUUAACCACCAUGUUGACCUCUGCCUGAACCAGGAGGUUCUACAUGAGCUGAGAGGACGGACUUCAUCUCCCAUGAAUCCUCCUUCAGUUCCUAAUAUCAAGGCCAGAGGCAAAGGCCGUCUCCUGACAACACAAGGAAAAAAAGCAAAAAGACGGGACACGCCGCCCUCUCCUCCGUCGAAAAAGGCUAAAGGCGUCGGUCCUCUCAACACAAUUGACAAGUUCUUCAGGUGACAGUUGGAAAAGCUGUGUGUGUCCAUCCUUAUCUGGAAGAAGUGAAAUGGGAAGCAAAGUGUUUACACUAAUAUACCUUAUUGGUUGUUUUAUAAGCCAUAUGACAAGAUUUGAAAACUGAUGAACACAAAUCCUAUUUUUUUUUUUCAAUUCUGGCAAAUGAAUGUUAUGACCAUGUUGCCUGUCUAUCCAACUAUUUGAAGAUAAGCCUGAAGUUUUUAAGAUAAAUGUUUGCAUAAUAGAUCACGAGAGUAUUUAUUUCUUAAUGUUACAGUGUUCGUUUUAAACUUAUUUAAUUAUUUGAUUAUUUUUUUUGUCACUUUCAGUUGUAUUUAUUUUGGAUUUCAAUGAUGAUAGAGUUUAUUUAAUAAUGAAGAUAAGAGAAUCCUUUGAUCAUGUACAUCGAAAUAAAAGACUAUUCUGCUAAAAAUUCAA
Molecule: messenger RNA, 3186 nt
Organism: Labrus bergylta (ballan wrasse)
Lineage: Eukaryota; Metazoa; Chordata; Actinopteri; Labriformes; Labridae
Gene: polk
Product: polymerase (DNA directed) kappa
Biological process (GO): error-prone translesion synthesis
Cellular component (GO): nucleus
Molecular function (GO): DNA-directed DNA polymerase activity; damaged DNA binding
Source: RefSeq, a predicted model, not a curated record